AUGGGCAACCAACAGAGCGCAUUGGCUGAGCUGGUGGCAUCCACAAACUUUUCAGAAGAUGAGAUCACUCGACUCUAUAAGCGCUUUGUAAAACUCGACAAGGAUGGGUCUGGAUCCUUGGAGCGAGACGAGUUUCUCGCUAUUCCUGCCAUUGCAAGUAAUCCUCUAGCCCAACGACUGCUAGCAGUAUUUGAUACCAACGGUUCUGGAGAUGUGGAUUUCAAAGAGUUUCUUACUGGAUUGAGUGCAUUUUCUGCCAAGGGGAAAAAGGAAGAUAAACUCCAUUUUGCAUUUAAAGUCUAUGAUAUGGACCGAGAUGGAUUUAUUUCCAAUGGCGAGCUUUUUCUGGUGCUAAAAAUGAUGGUUGGAAACAAUCUUAAAGAUGCUCAGCUUCAGCAAAUCGUUGACAAGACAAUUAUGGAAGCUGACAUAGAUAUGGAUGGAAAGGUUUCGUUUGAUGAGUUUACAAAGAUGGUGGAAAGUACAGACAUUGCACGGCAAAUGACUUUGGAUCCAGAGCGUUUCUAG
This is a messenger RNA of Batrachochytrium dendrobatidis JAM81, 528 nucleotides long. RefSeq names its product calcineurin regulatory subunit B. Lineage: Eukaryota; Fungi; Chytridiomycota; Chytridiomycetes; Rhizophydiales. Gene Ontology annotation, cellular component: calcineurin complex. The transcript is spliced from 3 exons. Bases 1 to 528 code for a protein of 175 amino acids. Gene Ontology annotation, molecular function: phosphatase binding; calcium ion binding; calcium-dependent protein serine/threonine phosphatase regulator activity. The record is from RefSeq and is a predicted model, not a curated record. Gene Ontology annotation, biological process: protein dephosphorylation; calcineurin-mediated signaling.